UGCAACAGAAUGACAAGGCGCGAAAUCUGAACCAAAAUGGCGCCUUAUUCCGUGUAAAACAAAACAAGUAGUGCUAUUUCUAAUGCAGAUUUAUCGUCCUGCUUAGCAUAUUCCUACAGAGAUGGACGAAAAAAUAAUCAAAUACAGCGAUGAGGGAAAUAUUUCCGCCUUAACUCAGGCAAUAGCUUCCCUGAAAAGUCAAAAGCUUAUUGACCUGCUCGAGGCCAGAGCUCUUGAAGGGAGAGGUGACCCAGUGGCUUAUAUUAAGGCAGUUCUCAAAGGUUCCCCAGUCAGCUCAACUGAUGGGUUCAAGAGGACUCUCCUUUUCUACAAACACUGCAUUUCUCUAUUAAAUGAUGGUGAUGUUCCUAACAAAACAGCUGCUGAAAUCAUAGGCUUCUUGAUGAUGGAGUUGGACACACUUCCUGGAAAGGCCCUGACAGAGCUUACAGAAGUCUUUUUGGAUGGUGUCAAAGGAGGAACCCUUUCAAAUGGAAAGAGCCUUGAGCUGUUCCCUAAGAUCCUUUCAGCCAUUGCUGUUAAAGACUCUGUUCCAGUUGGCUUAGACAGCUGUGGGGAGAUGUCUGGCUCUGAGUAUAAAAGUCAACUGUUAAACACUCUCUGCUCUAGCAGGUGGGACCCACAGUGUGUUGUUCACCUUGCUGCAAUGUUCAGGGAUAUCCCUAUGAGUUCAGAUGAGCUGCGCUUUGUUAUUGAGAAGAUUCUAAGAUUAUUUAAGGACUUGGAUCUUCAGGAGCUCCCUCCACUUGCUUACCAGCUACUGCUGCUCUCUACAAAGGGCCAUAAACGUCUUGUACUUGAGGGAGUCACUACUUUUUUUAACCACCAAGAUGAUAUCUGUCGUAAGGAAGACAGAAUAAACAGCUCUGAGCUGCGUAGUAUCUCUAAGGAUCAACUGCGUCACAUGGAGGGCACUGUUAUCUUGCAUGUCACCUUUGCCAUCAAGCAAGACCAGGAACUUGGCAGAGAACUUAUCAAAUAUCUCAAGGCAUACCAGAACUCUCCCAGUCAUAUUCUUACUCCUUACACAGUGGCAUUAGCUCUCUCUGUCACUCAAAUACACAGAUUUGAAGAAAAUGUAUUUGAUUUUUUGAAAGCAUCUAUAAUAAAAAGCUUUAAAGAUGACGAGAGACGAAGUCAGUCCAAGUGGAUUAAAGAAAAUGUACCGGAGACCUCUGAAGUGUAUGAUCACAUCUUAGAGACAGUACAAAACAGUUUGUUUGGCUGGGAUCAUGUUACACAUGGCCUGGUACAGUUAGGAUUCAUAUUAAUGGAUUGCUUUGGACCUAAAACAUUUGAUACUCAGUCAUCAAGCAUUGCAAGCCCUGCCCAGCAAGCAUGCAAACUAGGCUCAGCCCUGCUUCUUGAUACAUUCAAGGCUCAUGAGAUGGUUCGAACCGAGAUUCUGCAACAGAUUUUGAACAGAGUUAUCACCAAGGCAACAACACCUGUCAGUCAUUUUGUUGAUCUGCUUUCUAGUGCUGUGGCCUCUGCUCCCCACGUUCUUCUCGAGUCGCUGCCCAAGGUUAAGGAAGCACUGGACUAUCUUUCCUUCCUACCACCCAGUACAGCAGUGGGACUACUCAAGGCCCUGCAGCCUUUGAUGAAGAUCAGCUUGUCUCUAAGGGAUACACUUAUUCUAGUACUGAGAAAAGCCAUGUUCUCAAGGCAACUUGAUGCUAGAAAAAUUGCUGUCUCAGGAUUUCUAUUAAUUUUGAAACACUUUAAGGUGAUGGGUGGUGGCAUCUCAGCGUCCAGUCAACUCAGUCAGACAUUCUCACAGUCAAGCCAGGUCCAGGCGGAUGUGCAUAUCCAAGGUGGAGCUGGUAACGAGGCGCUCUGCCUUGAAAUACUAGGUAACUUAAGGCGAUGCUUCACACAGCAAGCAGAUGUCCGAGUUGUACUUUAUGAGGGCCUCUAUGAUGUGAUGCGACGUAACCCUCAACUUCGUCAGCCCAUAUUAGAUGCCUUAUUCGUACAGUUCCAGAAGUAUUACGAGCCAGCUGAUGACGUCACACCUCCUGUCAAGCUCGACACUUGCCUAUCUGCCGCCGGCGAUCAAGUCUUCCUCGCUGAACCUCUGGGCCAUCUUCUGAGUGCUCUACAGCAAUGUACUCUGUGGAUCAGCGACAAUGUGAGCAACCAAGAUGACGAUGAUGAUGAUAAUGACACAGAAAGCGUGGAACACAUCUUCAACAUGGUCGAGGAUACGCUACAGUCUCUAACUCAGCGGAUGAUCAAGUCUGAACUCGAGGACUUUGAACUGGACAAGUCUGCUGACUUUUCCACAGCUAACAGUGUGGGCGUAAAGAACAACAUCUUUGCUCGGCUUGUGCUUGGGCUGUACGAGCUGUUGCUCGAAUUCACCUUUACUGAGGGAGAAUUCAGCCGCCAGUCUAUUGAAGAGGUUCUUCAGCUGUUUGGUAAUUACCACAACCUUGCAGAGAUACUCCAAGAGAAGACCGCAGCACUUCCAGGUAAGAAGGGGCGUACGGCUAGUAGCAGCAAGCAUUCCUCGUCAUCAUCGUCACACAGCAUGCUAUCCCUGGGAUGCAUCGCCGAGAUACUCGUGGCAUUGUUCACUGAUGUUAUACCAAGCCAUCAGGAGAGUAUCAACUUUUUGCGAGCGGACGGGCACUUAGUCAAGUUCAUACUGAACACGGCCCUGCAAAAACUGCGGCAGAUUGCCGACGGUGGUUCGUGUAAUGGACCACGUGGAUGCGACAAGGAGUAUAUCUACAAACAGUGCUGCACCGUGGCAAGAGUGUUUAUGAGGCACAUAUCGGGUACCAGCAGCUUUCAAGAAGACGCAAGCAGGAAAGACAAGGGAAAGAAGGUCUCGAGUCUAUGUCUAGAUGGACUAUGUCUCGUGGUGACCAUCACCUGCCAUCACUACCCAAGCAAGCUCAUCUCCUUCCUCUCCUUCAUCGAAACCUCGUUAUCUGAUAAUGAAGAAGCUAAUGAGACUGUCGGAGACCAAGAGAGAAUUUACGCUCACAUCAGACGCCUACAGCGCCUCAUCAUGGACGUCAUCUCGUCAUCAUCACCUGAGGAGAGCGACAUGAGUGUGAAGGAUACUACGACCCUAGUACAUGUACUCAGCCAACUGUCCCAGCAUUUAGACCCCGAACAGCAGCAGUUUUCAGAGCUGCACUCUUGGGUCCACACUGUUUGCAAAGAGCAGAACGUUGACGAUACGGCACUUACAAAGGCUUUAAUUACCUUGCUGGCUUCCCUGACGUUCCGAUGCAAAACUAGCGUCUCUCUGAUACGAGAGAUCGCACAAGACGUGCACAGUCAACUUGGAGACAUAGAUGAGGACAUAGAGGUAGAGAAUAGGACCCACUUCGCUAUUAUCAAUCAAAGGACGGCUGCGCCAACGGUAACGCUGGUUUUGAUGCACCAGAUCGAUACUGUCCUGGAGGAGGUGGACUGGACGAUGGUGAAGAUACGUGCUGACCUGACCCUACCCCCAUCAGGCAGCUCUGACGACAAGUUGCCCAGCUCUCCUGACAACACGCAAAGGAACUCAUUAGAGACAGCCAUCUGCCAUCGGCUUAUAGGGCUUGUGAUGGCAUUCCAUGAGCUGGCACAGUCUGCGUUACCAGAUGGGCCAUGUACUGAGGCCACUCUCAAGGCUCUGACCAAGCUGUAUGUAUCCCUAGGAUCAGUUGCUAAAUAUUACACAAGUCUUUAUAAUCAGCGCCUUGGCUAUCUGUCUCCAAAGUUUGAGAAAUUGGUGAAGUUGAGUGGUACUCAUCUAUCCCAACAAGUUUAUGCCCUCAUCACCUACAUACAGUCCGCUCAGGCGCUGUCACUGCAAGAGCAUGUCGGCAAGGCCAAGAAAAAGGCCCCUAAGGGACAGGCCGUUCCUGGCAAGGCGAAAGUGAUGAAGGAGAUGAAGUUCAUACCGAAUCUGAUCUACGCCAUUGAACAGUAUGAGAAAUUCCUGAUUCAGCUUUCCAAGAAAUCAAAGAUCAAUCUGAUGGAACAUAUAAAGCGAAGCACCGCCCGCGACUUUCGCAUCAAUGGCGCUACUUUGGAGGCUGCACUUCGAGAGGAGUCUAGUGACGAGGAGGACGAGGAGGGAGAAUCAACAAGUGAAAAUGAAGAGCCCCCGAAAAAGAAGGGGAAACUCGACGAGGGGAAAAGGAAAAAGGGAAAAGAAAAGGGCGGUAAGUUGAGCACGAAGAAACAGAGCGCAGCACGAGCCGCUCUUGGUGACAACAACGCAAGCUGAUUGGUUAAAAAGGGGCGCAUCGCAUGCGCAACGCUGGAAGAGAGAUGUAUACGUGCACGCAAUUUAACUAGCCUAAGUGGAGGCGUAUCAUCUAUUUAGGAUGAUAGAGAUGUUCUGUGCAACACAAGCUGGUCAAUCAAGAAGGAGGCGUGAACGUCCACAGAGAACUGUAGAGGUGUGUCGUGAUUAGGCAAAAUGACGCUUCUUUGAUGCAGUUCUGGAGGGAUGUACCGUGCAACGCAAGCUGAUUAGUCCAAGAAGUGUGAACAUCUGUAGAAGUUUUAUUUGCCCAAUAGCAGGCGUGCAUAGCCACUUUAGCGCAAGCUGAUUCUGGUUGGUCAGAGCAACAACAACGACAAUCGGGUGAUUGCAACAUAAUGGAAUGGAACCUUUAAGGUUUUUAUGUACAUUUUAUCCCUGUUAGGAUUUAAUCGGUCCUGUUAUCAUUCACGGAUUGUCCAAAACAAUUGUUAACGGUAUACUUGAGAGGGAGAAUUAAAAGAAUAAUCGCAA
Molecule: messenger RNA, 4774 nt
Organism: Nematostella vectensis (starlet sea anemone)
Lineage: Eukaryota; Metazoa; Cnidaria; Anthozoa; Actiniaria; Edwardsiidae
Product: Fanconi anemia group I protein
Exons: 49
Coding region: 122-4261 (1379 amino acids)
Biological process (GO): DNA repair
Molecular function (GO): DNA polymerase binding
Source: RefSeq, a predicted model, not a curated record